This is a messenger RNA of Mytilus californianus (California mussel), 378 nucleotides long. Its product is annotated as tripartite motif-containing protein 2-like. Gene Ontology annotation, biological process: positive regulation of DNA-templated transcription. The record is from RefSeq and is a predicted model, not a curated record. Gene Ontology annotation, molecular function: ubiquitin-protein transferase activity; metal ion binding. Bases 1 to 378 code for a protein of 125 amino acids. Gene Ontology annotation, cellular component: chromatin; nucleoplasm. The transcript has 5 exons. Lineage: Eukaryota; Metazoa; Mollusca; Bivalvia; Mytilida; Mytilidae.
AUGGAAAAAGGAGGCAGGAAAAAGGGCGACUUAUUAACUUGUAGUAUAUGUCUAGAGACAUAUAAAACUCCAAAGUAUUUACCAUGUCUACAUACUUUCUGUAAGUUAUGCAUUCAUACAUACAUUCAAUCAGUAAAAGUAGGAAAAGAAGAAGAUGACCUGUUGACAUGUAGUAUAUGUCUACAGACGUAUAUAGUUAUCAAAGAGGAACAAGCAGACAAGACAACGGCUGUUUCCUGUUCUAUCACGUGCGAAGACCAUUCGGAUAAAUUUAUAAUGAUUUAUUGUGUAGAUCACAAUAAGCCAUGCUGCACUGUAUGCGCAACCGUAAAACAUCGAAAGAAAUGGUAUAAGACUGGAAAUUCUGCCACAAACUGA